Messenger RNA from Aureobasidium pullulans EXF-150, 1793 nucleotides. RefSeq names its product Annexin. The record is from RefSeq and is a predicted model, not a curated record. Gene Ontology annotation, cellular component: cytoplasm. The transcript has a single exon. Gene Ontology annotation, molecular function: calcium ion binding; calcium-dependent phospholipid binding. Bases 280 to 1593 code for a protein of 437 amino acids. Lineage: Eukaryota; Fungi; Ascomycota; Dothideomycetes; Dothideales; Saccotheciaceae.
GAUCACUUUGAGCUCUCUAGAGGCAACACAGGUGAACCAUAAAGCCAUCUCGUGCGAACCCGCUCAUCGCUUUUAAUGGAUAAACCACCAUUCCUAUGCGGCGCAGCGCCGCAGUCGUCCCUGUGAGCAUGGCUUGGUCUUGGGUCGUCCGAUCCUUCCGGCACAAGGUCGCCUUGGCAAUUGGCGCAAAUGACAUAAAGGAAGCUGCAAGCCCGCUGCCAGAGCAGCUUCGUACAUCUUACCACCUACGGCUGCAAUCAGAACCCUGAAUUAUACAAGAUGAGUUACGGCGGCUAUCCUCCCCAGCAAGGCUACGGCCAACAAUACCCUCCUCAAGGCCAACCUCCAUACCCGCAACAACAACAACCCUAUGGCGCACCACCCGGUCCUCCUCCAGGUCACUCACCUUACCCACAACAGCAUGGCGGAUACGGUGCUCCCCCUGGCCCGCCCAUGGGACAUCAUCCAUCGCAGUCGUUUGGUGGCCAUCCUUCUCAGUCCUUUGGUGCCCCUCCUCCUGGACCCCCACCAGGGCAGUAUGGUGCUCCUCCAGGCCCUCCUCCCGGUCAAUACGGCCAGCCACAGUAUGGUGCACCGGCCCAGUACGGCAGUGGCCCUCCUUCACCACCUUCCGCUGGCUACGUUCCAGGCCAAGUAGCUCCUAUGGACAUGUCGAGACAGGCCGAUGACUUGCGCAAAGCCAUGAAGGGUUUCGGAACCGAUGAGAAGGCUCUCAUCGCUAUACUCGCACCUCUCGAUCCUCUCCAGGCUGCUGGUGUCCGUCAGGCAUUCAACCAGCGCCACCGUCGCGACCUUCUGAAAGACAUUGAGUCCGAGACAUCGGGCUACUUCCGCGACGGCCUUAUGGCACUGGCACGUGGUCCUCUCGAGCAAGACGUUCUGAACGCAAACAAAGCUAUCAAGGGUAUGGGUACCAAGGAAUCCAUUCUCAACGACGUUCUCCUGGGACGUAGCAAUGCCGACAUGAACGCGAUAAAGGCCCACUACCACCAUGUCUAUAAGCGAUCUUUGGAGUCGGACGUCAAGGGCGACCUAUCGCUUAAAACUGAGCGCCUCUUCGACAUGGUCAUAGCAGCACGCCGCAACGAAGAGUCGUCUCCCGUCAUCCCUCAGCAAAUCGAGGCCGAUGUUAGCGAGCUUUACCGGGCUACUGAAGGUAGCAAGAUCGGAGCUGACCAAGUCGCUGUCUGCGCCAUCAUGACCUCGCGUAGUGACGGCCAGCUCCGUGCCAUCUCCCAAGCAUAUCGUCAGAAGUACCACCGCGAACUUGCCGAGGUCUUGAAAAAGAACUUCAGCGGCCAUAUGGAGGAUGCUCUGCUCUACAUUCUACUCAAUGCUGAGGACCGCGCCAAGCAUGAUGCUCAACUACUCGAAGCUGCCAUGUCAGGCAUGGGCACCAAGGACGACCUGCUGGUCAACAGAAUCGUGAGAAUCCACUGGGACAAACACCGCAUGGGACAAGCCCGUGGCGCCUACAGACACUUCUUCCAGCGAGACCUGGCCGAUCGCAUUCGUGGCGAGACAAGAGGCGACUACGAGAAGUUAAUGGUAGCCUGCGUCCAAAGCGCUUAAUUGUCCUACCCGACUGACUGUUAUAGCUGCUCUUUGAUUCUUGAUUAUUUUUGUGGAGGGCUUUUGGAUAUGGAAACAAGGCGGUGGUGGAUACCUUACGAGUAACGAAUGGGCGGUAUAAGCCUUUUUAUAUGAUACCUCCUCGCCGAGAUUAAUGCUAUUCUUCAAUCGAACGACCUUCUGGAAUUCGCACUAUUGCA